AUGUCAGCAUCGCAGUCCUCGAUGAGCGGCGCCGGGGAGCCGGGGAUGCGGACGGUGGUCUGGUUCAGGCGAGACCUGCGUGUGGAGGACAACCCGGCGCUGGCGGCAGCCGCUCGGACGGCCGGGGAGGUCGUGCCGGCGUACGUGUGGGCGCCCGAGGAGGACGGGCCGUACUACCCCGGCAGGGUGUCCCGGUGGUGGCUCAGCCAAAGCCUCAAGCACCUGGACGCCUCGCUACGCCGGCUCGGCGCCGGCCGCCUCGUCACCCGCCGCUCCAACGACGCUGUCGUCGCGCUGCUCGACCUCGUCCGCAGCACCGGCGCCACGCACCUCUUUUUCAACCACCUCUACGACCCGCUGUCGCUGGUCCGGGACCACCGCGUGAAGGAGCAGCUGACGGCCGAGGGCAUCUCUGUGCAGUCCUUCAACGCUGAUGUGCUGUACGAGCCGUGGGAGGUCCUCGACGACGACGGCUGCCCCUUCACCAUGUUCGCUCCAUUCUGGAACAGGUGCCUGUGCAUGCCGGACCCCGCCGCACCACUUCUGCCGCCCAAGAGGAUCAAUUCAGGUGACUUGUCGAGGUGUCCGUGGGACGAGCUGAUCUUUGAAGACGAGUCCGAGAGGGGCAGCAACGCGCUGCUUGCGCGGGCGUGGUCACCAGGGUGGCAGAAUGCUGACAAGGCACUGACGGCCUUCCUCAACGGUCCGCUGAUGGACUACUCCGUGAACCGCAAGAAGGCCGACAGUGCCAGCACGUCCCUGCUGUCUCCGUACCUGCACUUCGGCGAGCUCAGCGUCCGCAAGGUCUUCCACCAGGUCCGGAUGAAGCAGCUGAUGUGGAGCAACGACGGCAACCACGCUGGCGAGGAGAGCUGCACCCUAUUCCUCCGCUCCAUCGGCCUGCGGGAGUACUCGAGGUACCUCACCUUCAACCACCCCUGCAGCCACGAGAAGCCCCUUCUGUCGCACCUCAGGUUCUUCCCCUGGGUCGUCAAUGAGGUGUACUUCAAGGUUUGGAGACAAGGGAGGACUGGCUACCCUCUUGUCGACGCUGGCAUGAGGGAGCUCUGGGCCACCGGGUGGGUCCAUGACCGGAUACGUGUCGUCGUCUCUAGCUUCUUUGUCAAGGUACUCCAGCUGCCAUGGCGCUGGGGGAUGAAGUACUUCUGGGACACCUUGCUGGAUGCUGACCUUGAGAGUGACGCACUAGGCUGGCAGUACAUUUCUGGGUCUCUCCCUGAUGGCCGUGAGCUUGACCGCAUUGACAACCCUCAGUUUGAAGGGUACAAGUUUGAUCCGCACGGGGAGUACGUACGGCGAUGGCUACCGGAGUUGGCGAGGCUGCCAACGGAAUGGAUACACCACCCCUGGGAUGCACCUGAGUCUGUGCUUCAGGCUGCAGGAGUUGAGCUAGGCUCCAACUACCCACGCCCCAUUGUUGAGUUAGAUGCUGCCAAUUCCAGGUUGCAGGAUGCCCUGUCAGAGAUGUGGGAGCUUGAGGCAGCCUCUCGUGCUGCGAUGGAGAAUGGAAUGGAAGAAGGCCUCGGUGAUUCCACAGAUGAGCCGCCGAUCGACUUCCCUCAAGAAUUACGGAUGGAAGUGGACAGACAACCGGUUCAACCUGCUAUCCACACACCGGCAGUGGCUGGUCGGAGACGAGAAGAUCAGAUGGUGCCUAGCGUGACUUCCUCAUUCAUUAGAGCUGAAACCGAACUUACUGCAGAUUUUGGCAACACCAGCGAGGACAGUAGGCCAGAAGUGCCGUCAAACAUUCAUUUGCAGGCUCGGGUGGAGAGGGAAGAAACAGUUGACGGUGGCACUGGCAAUACUGUCAGGAUGAAUGGCAACCAUCAGCAGCAGAAUCUUCAGAACAACAUGCACCGUGUGCUAGGUAUUGCUCCAUCAGUUUCAGAGGCAUCGAGCAGCUGGACGGGCAGGGAAGGUGGAGUGGUACCGGUCUGGUCACCUCCGGCAGCUUCAGUACAUUCUGAUCCUUAUGCUGCCGAUGAGGCUGACAUUUCCAGACAACAGGGUGGGAAGUGGAUAAUUAGUGUUGUGUGUCCGGAUUUAAUUGUUUUUGGUGAUGUGAUAGUCAACAUAGAGGGGUGUUCUCAGUUUGGUAGACAUAGAACUUACCUGCUAUCUGUGAGGACUCAAAGGGAACAUCUUGGCAGUCAUAUAAAUAAUCAGUACAAUACCUGCUUCUGGAUGUUGGUGAAGUCUGGAAAAAGUGAACAAGAGCUUCAGAUAGCUUUGAAGGGAACAUUUGCAAAGGACAAGAAUGAGCUGCUUGCUCAACAAUUCCAAAUAAACUAUGACGAUGAACCGGCUAUGUUCCGCAAAGGAUGUAGUGUUUACCGAGAGAAGGUAGAAACAGCUGUGAAGAUUGAUGACUACGGGGAACCCAUAAAAAGACUAAGAUUGCAAGUUACAACUGCGCAUGUUGAUAUCAUAGGGCCUGAGUUUUGGAAAAACCAUCAGCAGAUUCUUCGAGAAGGAAAUUUUUUGCGUUGGUUUGUAAAGAAAUCUGGCAUCAAUCACAUCUUUUGUCCUUGUAAUUGGAUCGUUGUUCGCAUCAAGGCUUGCCAAUUUGAUCAGUAA
This is a messenger RNA of Miscanthus lutarioriparius, 2601 nucleotides long. Lineage: Eukaryota; Viridiplantae; Streptophyta; Magnoliopsida; Poales; Poaceae. The record is from the annotation of a GenBank genome assembly.